AUGCACGAGGUUUCAACAAUGCUGACGAAUCGGGAGUGGGCUAUUGAGUUCAAGCUUACCCAUCAUGCACACACAGCAUCACUGGCUUCAGUUUCAUCCAGUGAUCAGUUCAUUGCCACUGGAAGCAAAGAUGAAACCAUUCAGCUGUAUGACAUGAACAAGAAAACUGAACAUGGGGCUUUGUUGCACCAUAAUGGUACUCGUGUCUCGUGUCUGGAGUUUUAUGGCAUGUCCCAUUUACUCAGCGGAGGACAGGACGGUCUCAUCUGUGUGUGGAGCACCAAAAAAUGGGAAUGUUUGAAAUCCUUCAAAGCUCAUAAGGGUCAUGUUACUUCACUGUCCGUACACCCUUCUGGAAAACUCGUGCUCUCGGUCGGAACAGACAAGACUCUGCAGCAAAACACACUCUUGGCUGUGGGAGGAGACGAUGAGAGCGUGCGUAUCUAUGACGUGACCUCACAGAAGUGUGUUUGCGAGUUCAAAGCACAUGAGAACAGCUGUUACGGAGCCCCGAAGCCGCCAAAGGUAAAAGAGUGAGGCUACCAGGAGAAGAGGGGAUUCUAGAAGAAAGCAGCUCCACAAAAGAAGGCAAAACAAUAAGUGCAAUAAACCAUUUUAUUGAAAUCAUUGGUGGUCUUCUGUUAUUUACUUUUCCUGUCUUGCAUUUCAUAGAGUGUAAUGAUUUACACUGCAGUGUUGUUUAGCAUGAGCAUUUUGCCAAGUAGUUAAGGGAAAAAACUUUUAAUUCCAGCUAAAUGAAAGAAAAAAUACUCUAUUUUUGUAUGUUUAUGUAAAUAUAUUUGAGAUGUAGCAUUUAAAGGCGCUAUAGAAAAAGAUUCUUUAAAAUCUGAAAAACCUCUGCAGUUCUCGUCUGCACAGGACUUAACGACUACAGACCUGUGGCUCUAACAUCUGUCGUCAUGAAGUCGUUUGAAAAACUGGUUCUGGCUUAUCUGAAGGACAUCACUGGACCCUC
This is a messenger RNA of Cyprinus carpio (common carp), 976 nucleotides long. RefSeq names its product p21-activated protein kinase-interacting protein 1-like. Gene Ontology annotation, molecular function: protein binding. The coding region runs from base 1 to 537 and encodes 178 amino acids. Lineage: Eukaryota; Metazoa; Chordata; Actinopteri; Cypriniformes; Cyprinidae. The transcript is spliced from 6 exons. The record is from RefSeq and is a predicted model, not a curated record.